Molecule: messenger RNA, 2067 nt
Organism: Oncorhynchus kisutch (coho salmon)
Lineage: Eukaryota; Metazoa; Chordata; Actinopteri; Salmoniformes; Salmonidae
Product: H-2 class II histocompatibility antigen, A-Q alpha chain
Exons: 5
Coding region: 224-952 (242 amino acids)
Biological process (GO): immune response; antigen processing and presentation
Cellular component (GO): membrane; MHC class II protein complex
Source: RefSeq, a predicted model, not a curated record
GGCUGGGGGCAUUCAGCUCCUGCUCCGCCACCGACCCCACUGGAACUCAGUUCCCGCUCCGCAGCGCCACCGAACCCGCUGGAACACGCAGACUAAAAACAAUAGAAUGUUCUAGGUAAUGCAUGUUCAGCAGUAGUAUCUGUAAACGAGAGGAAGGACCAGCACUGGAGUUGUCAGUGCCUUGUUCUCGGCAGAGUUCUCCCACACGCUCACGAACUGAGAGAUGAACCUCUCUGUGGCUAUUGUCGUUCUUACUGCGGUCGUCUGCACUUCGGCAGAAAUUCCUCAUGAGACCGUCUAUGUGCAGGGCUGUCUUGAGAAGACAAAGGUGGAGGCGGAGGCAGAGCUUCAGGUGGAUGGGGAGGAAGUGGUAUAUGCUGACUUCCAGAGUGGACAGGAAGUUUGGACAUUGCCUGAGUUCCUGGGGCCAUUCCCAAGCUCCACUGUUCAUAACUUCUACAAGAAUGCCGUUAAAGGCAGACGAUUGUGUCAGGAUGCCUUGGCUCUUUGGAUAUUAGAAGAAAAGUUUCCACCUGAGGUAAAAGAUGCCCCUGAGAGCACCAUCUACCCCAGGGCUGAGGAGGUGCUGGGGUUGGAGAACACCCUUAUCUGCUUUGCCAAUCAUUUCUACCCCCCGCCUGUCAAAGUCAACUGGACCAAGAAUGGCCUAGAGGUGACUGAGGGAGCGUCUCUCAGUCGGUACUAUCCUAAUAAAGAUGGAACGUUCCACCAGUUUUCCAGCCUGAGUUUCACUCCACAGGAGGGGGAUGUCUAUGCCUGCACUGUAGAGCACACAGCCUUGGAGGACCCCAAAACCAGGUUCUGGGAGAUACAUGAGGUGAGUGGGUCCAGUGCUGGUCCUGCUGUAUUCUGUGGAGUGGGCCUGACUCUGGGACUGUUGGGAGUGGCUACCGGAACAUUCCUGUACGUCAAAGGACAACAGUUUAACUGAAUUGUGACAUAUAUGAAAUCUAAAAAAUCCUCUUUUGCAGUUGUAGGUAAACAAUGUGACAGAAUUAGUGGCGUACCGCAGUUUCAUAUUUUUUGUUGAGGGGGGAAACCGCUAACGUCGUACAAUUUUACACAUUUUGCCACUGGGCAAAGAAAAAUAGGCAGUUUUAUAACUAAUCUCAUGCUAAUUUGCCAUGAGGCUGAGAGAGAAUGUUGCUGUUUUAAAGCUAAUUUCCUGCAAUUCUACACAUAUUGCCAUGGGACAGAGAGAAAUGUGCAUUUUCUAAGCACAUUUCCUGCUAUUCUAUACAUUUUGCUCUGAGGCUGAGAGAAAAGGUUGAAGUUUAGCAGCUAAUUUCCUGUCAUUUUAAACAUUUUUGCCAUGGCUUAUGACAUGUUCAUAUGUUAUCUGGGGGGGGGGGGGGGGGCUGACCUCCAGGGUGUACCCACCUUUUCUUUUGGAGAGAGGGGGGUGCAGGGAGUGUGUGGUGCGCCAGUGCAAAUAAUAUUAUUAACUACUCUGUAACGGUUUAAUUUUUUGUCUGUCAAUAAAAUCUUAAAUAUUUUUUGGGAAAACAAUCAAAGGUAUCAUAAAUAUGCACCCAUCCUGAGACGUUUAACAAUAAUAGACACAUGAAUGGAUCACAUUCAUUAAUUGUUCCCGUCUUUUACAUUGUACACUGCAAAUGGGUAAUUCCCCCCUCCGUCAUCAAUACUUACAUGAUCACAAACUUUAAUGUCAUUUCACCAUUUACUACUAACUAUCAGUUGUGUGGUAAACAGGAGGAAGCAUGAAUUUUUAUACAAUGUACUGAAACUGUGUGAGAAUGGGAGAGCAUGUCUGAGCUAUUGUGGGACCAAUACCAUAGAAACUCAAACAAGACUGUAAAGUAGUAGGUUGGUUAAUAUUUACACACAGUGACAGGAAUAAGAGUUUUAUUGUAUGCAAUAAUUCGUAUGGGACUUUGUCUGGUGUCAAAUCAAUAAUCAUAAACAGGGUCGGGUAGGUUACUUUCUAAAUGUAAUCCAUUACUAGUUAAGUGUCAUUGUAAUCCGUAGCGUAACUUUUGAAUUACCCAAACUAACAGAUUACGUUCAGUUACUUUUGCAUUACUU